AAUUCUAGCGUUGUACUUAUGCAACCAAUUUUAGGAGAUAAUUUGGUUAUGUGAAACCGUUCCGUACGUCACAAAGUGUGCGAAGAAGCUUUUUGUCAUUUUUUUGGAAACUGCAUAACACUUUCCAUCCGAUAUGGCUACCACCUCUAAGUUGGGAGUUCUCGCUAGGACGUUUUCAUCGUCCUCCGCGACACAGCAGAUGGUCAAGCCAACUCUGCAAGUAUUCGGAUUGGAAGGUCGUUAUGCUAUGGCACUAUUUUCUGCUGCUAGCAAACAAAAAUCCUUAGAUGUGGUUGAAAAAGACCUCGUUAAGUUCCAAGGAUUAUUGAAAACUGAUAAAAAAUUAGCUGAAUUUAUCAAAGAUCCAACUAUUCAGCGCAAAACAAAAGUAGAAGCUUUCAAAAAAGUUGGAGGCUCUUUCAAUCCAGCUACAGCAAAUCUUCUGUGCCUUCUUGCUGAAAAUGGAAGAUUGGCUAACAUCAAUACCAUAAUCAAUCAUUUUAAAUUGAUUAUGUCAGCUCAAAGAGGAGAAGUUGUAUGUGAAGUUAUCACAGCUAAGCCCCUUGAUGCUGACAACAAGGCCAAACUUGAAGCUGCAAUGAAGGCAUCGCUGAAAAAGGGACAAAAUAUUCAACUCACUACUAAAGUUGAUCCUUCCAUAAUUGGUGGUAUGAUUAUAUCUAUUGGUGAUAAAUAUGUUGACAUGAGUGUCGCCAGUAAAAUCAAAAAGUACACGGAAAUUAUCAACGCAGCUGUUUAAAGAUGUUCAUUUAUUGUUAAUGCAAAAUUGACGUUCAUGUUGAGCGUCAUUGCAAUGUAAUGAAAAAUUCAAAUAAAUAGGUAUUAAUUAGAACACUUGA
Trichogramma pretiosum is the source of this 860-nucleotide messenger RNA. RefSeq names its product ATP synthase subunit O, mitochondrial (gene ATPsynO). Bases 134 to 760 code for a protein of 208 amino acids. Gene Ontology annotation, molecular function: proton-transporting ATP synthase activity, rotational mechanism. The record is from RefSeq and is a predicted model, not a curated record. The transcript is spliced from 4 exons. Gene Ontology annotation, biological process: proton motive force-driven mitochondrial ATP synthesis. Lineage: Eukaryota; Metazoa; Arthropoda; Insecta; Hymenoptera; Trichogrammatidae.